This is a messenger RNA of Drosophila erecta, 2751 nucleotides long. It is a transcript of the gene Hk, whose product is annotated as voltage-gated potassium channel subunit beta-2. Gene Ontology annotation, biological process: regulation of potassium ion transmembrane transport; potassium ion transport. The record is from RefSeq and is a predicted model, not a curated record. The transcript is spliced from 7 exons. Bases 1042 to 2751 code for a protein of 569 amino acids. Gene Ontology annotation, molecular function: potassium channel regulator activity; transmembrane transporter binding; voltage-gated potassium channel activity. Lineage: Eukaryota; Metazoa; Arthropoda; Insecta; Diptera; Drosophilidae. Gene Ontology annotation, cellular component: voltage-gated potassium channel complex; cytoplasm.
GCUAACAAGUCGGCAGGUGGUUCCAUUUAUCUGCCAAUUGCCCAUGAAGUUUACGGUCAGAAUAUUUUCUCUUCUCGAUUCGCUCGCCAGUCUUUCCUUUUUUCUCUGAGUGUGGUGAAAAGCUCUUUUUCUCUCGCUUUCUCUGUAGAAAAUGUUAUUUUUUUGCCUUGUUUCGGGUUCUUAAUUAUUGUGACAAAAGUUUUGGCAAAGUUUCGAUAAAGUUUUUUUGUAUUUUUUGGCACAAAGAUUAAUGCGUUAAGAAUACGUUUUUCUAUUUCUAUAGUAGAGGAAAUAUCUUCAAUAGCGACAAGAAAAUAAACAUUUAUUUGACUGGACUUUGCCUUAAAAGUAUGCUAUUUAGAAAACAAAAUCACAUGUGAUUUGUAGUCCAGUCUUAGUAGUAUAAUAAAAAACAAAAUCAAACAAAACAAAUGCAGCAGUGAAAUGGAAAAUUCUUAACUCAAAACAACAAUAACUGUGGGCUGGUUAUAAAACAUACUUUAAAAUAAUGAUAGACUUUCAAAGUAAUCAUAUCAUUAAAAAUAACAGAUAUGCGAAAGCAACAGAAAUGCAUAUAAUUUUGGAGAACCUACAAACAUUAAUCAAUUAAAUAGGUAAUAGCUAAUAUAUGUUGAAAGUACUACAUAAAGCAAAUGCACCUAUAAACCUUUAACUAAAAAUAAUAAAUACUGACAUUUAACAAAUAGCUGAAACAAUAGCAGGCAUUUUCAAUGCCAAAGUAAAUUCGAUUAGAAGUCCAAAAACGACAAAAACAAUAAAGAAACACAUAAAAACCUUGCAACUAUUUUAAUGGGAAUCAAAUGCCUAAAUAAAUAACAGAAUCAAUUUCAAUGAACACGCAGUAGCUAAAUAAAUAUGAAGCAUGUGCAACCGUAAAACAAACAAUGGCGUCCAAUAGUGCUUAAAAAAUAUAAAUAAAUAGUAAACGUAAGAAGCAAAAUACAACACAAGUGAAAGUAAACACUGAGAAAUAUUCAAAUUCGAUUUAAUCAUAACAAAGGCGGUGAAACUAUUAGCACAAUGUCCAUGGCAUUAUGCAAUUUAAAUGGUGACGGCAGUGCGGCGCAGUCAACAUCGCAGUCGCAGUCGCAGUCGCCGGCCACCGGCGCCGCAGCAGCGCCGCUGCUGUCCCACUCGCACUCGCACACGCACACGCUGCAGCAGGAGAGUACGCCGCUGCUCCUGGGACACGAGCAGAGCGGCAGCGCUGCGGCAGAGGGCAGCGGCGGCGGUGACGUCACUGACGGAGCGGCAACUUCCAUUGAAAUGCCCACUGUUGCUGCCAACGAUGCCGUUGUACCGCCGCUGCCGUUGCCGCUGCCUCUGCCACUGGCGCAGUCGACGCAGCAGCCGCAGCCGCAGUCGCAGCCGCUGCUUAUGGCACUGCCAGCCAAUCUGAACUUCGUAACGGGACCCACGACGCAGCAACUGAUGAUCGGUAAUGGCGCCAUGGGCGUAAUGCCCUCGACCAAUGAUAGCAACAAUAACAAUAAUAACAACAACAAUGUGGACAAUACUAGCGACGAAUCGAACCCGGUCACCAUUUACAGGUGCCGGGCUCCCAUUGCGUCACUCGACUGUAUGGAGGAGUUCAGUGGUACGGGCGGUCAUCUUGAUUUCGGUCGUUCGAUCAGCUUGGGCUCCAAUCCGGCGCUACCACUGCGCCAUGGAUCCACACCGACGCCGGGGCUGCGGUACAAGAAUCUGGGCAAGAGCGGACUGCGCAUCUCGAACGUUGGCCUGGGCACCUGGCCGGUCUUCUCGCCGGGCGUGAGCGAUGACCAGGCGGAGGCCAUCCUGAAGCUGGCCAUCGAGAGCGGCAUCAAUCUGUUCGACAUCUCGGAGGCGCACUCGGAGACGGAGAUCGGCAAGAUACUGCAGCGGGCGGGCUGGAAGAGGACCGCCUAUGUCAUCACCACGAAGGUCUACUGGAGCACCAAGUCGGAGGAACGCGGUCUUUCCCGGAAACACAUCAUCGAAUGUGUUCGAGCCAGCUUGCAGCGCUUGCAGCUGCAGUACAUCGAUAUCGUCAUCAUCCACAAGGCAGAUCCCAUGUGUCCCAUGGAGGAAGUGGUGCGCGCCAUGAGCUACGUGAUACAGCAGGGCUGGGCAAUGUACUGGGGCACCGCUCGGUGGAGCCAGGUGGAGAUCAUGGAGGCCUACACCAACUGCCGCCAGUUCAACUGCAUCACGCCCAUUGUGGAGCAGUCCGAGUACCACAUGUUCUGUCGCGAAAAGUGCGAGCUCUACCUGCCGGAGAUGUACAACAAGAUCGGAGUGGGCCUCAUGGCCUGGGGUCCACUCUCGAUGGCCCUCAGCGACACCCAGAAUGGAGACAAGCUCUUCCUGCCCAAGGGCUCCUUCAAGACGAAGAGCUUCUCCUGGACCGAGGACGAGAUCAAUCGCAAUGCCGCUCUGUCGCCGCAGGGCAGUUGGGGUAAGGACCGGAUCGACGAGGGGCGCCGCCACUGCGACCGCCUCCGUGACCUUGCCGCCCUCGCCGAGAAGCUGGGCUGCAGCCCCACCCAACUGUCCAUCGCCUGGUCGCUGAAGCAUGAGCCAGUGCAAUGCUUGUUGCUGGGCGCCACAUCGGCGGAGCAGCUGCACCAGAGUCUGCAGUCCCUGCAGCUGCUGCCACGACUCUCGUCGAGCGUUAUGCUGGAGCUGGAAAGGAUUUUGGAGAACAAGCCGGUGCGGCCGCCGAUGAUCUCCACCUUGGCGCUCCGGUGA